AUGUCUAAGUUUGAACCCCCAGUUCAAGAAAAUCUUAUGCAAAAUUACCUUGAGUUACCUGGAAAAACAUGCCAUGAACUUGCUGAUGUAUACCGUCCCAUCAGGUAUGCUACAGAGGAAAUUCGACAUAAAUCCAGUGACUACCCUCAUAGAGUUGCAAAAUAUCCAGAAAACAGAAAUCGAAACAGAUACAGAGAUGUUAGUCCGUAUGAUCAUAGUCGUGUAAAACUGCAGAAUACUGAGAAUGACUAUAUCAAUGCCAGCCUAGUGGUCAUAGAAGAAGCCCAGAGAUACUAUAUUUUAACGCAGGGUCCACUACCUAAUACAUGUUGUCAUUUCUGGCUAAUGGUGUGGCAACAGCAAACCAAAGCAGUUGUUAUGCUGAACAGAACUGUUGAAAAAGAAUCGGUGAAGUGUGCACAAUACUGGCCAACAAAAGAAGAGGAAGUUAUGACAUUCAGUGAAACAGGUUUCUGUGUGAGGCUAGUAUCUGAAGACGUCAAAUCCUAUUACACAGUACAUCUACUGCAAUUAGAAAAUAUCAACAGUGGUGAGUCCAGGAUGAUCUUUCAUUUUCAUUAUACAACAUGGCCAGACUUUGGAGUUCCUGAAUCCCCAGCUUCAUUCCUGAACUUCCUGUUUAAAGUCAGAGAGUCUGGUUCACUAAGUCCUGAACACGGACCUGCAGUAGUUCACUGCAGUGCAGGGAUAGGACGUUCCGGCACGUUUUCUUUAGUAGACACUUGUCUUGUUCUGAUGGAGAAAAAAGACCCAUUUUCUGUAGAUAUUAAGAAGGUAUUACUGGAUAUGAGAAAAUAUCGGAUGGGACUUAUUCAGACUCCUGAUCAACUAAGAUUUUCAUAUAUGGCUGUAAUAGAAGGAGCAAAAUUUAUAAUGGGGGAUUCAACUAUACAGAAACGGUGGAAAGAGCUCUCUAAGGAGGACCAAGCACCAAGUUCUGAGCAGUCUCCUCCACAUCCAACAAAAAUAACCACAGAGAAGUACAAUGGGAACAGCAUAGGCCUGGAGAACAAAGAUCAAAUGGAGAAAAUAAAUACUGACCUGGCCACUAAAGUUCAAGAUAUCACAGAUGGAAACAUUGAAAGUACUGUCCGAAAACGACUGCGAGAGGAUAGAAAAGCAAACACAGCACAGAAGCUGCAGCAGAUGAAGCAGAAGCUAAAUGAGACUGAAAGAAAAAGAAAAAGGCCGAGACUGACUGACACCUAAGCCUUCAAGACUUGUGAAUAUUCUGCAGCUAUAAACUGCAAAUUAUUGACAUGCAAAGCGAGACAUGAACCCCUCUUCGGGAACAAAAAGUGAGGUCUGUUAAGUACCAAGAAGACCUCAGUUAUCUGUUUACAGCGUAAACUGCAUCGAGGGGAUGAAGACCACCAGCAGCGUGCCACUUUGCAAAACAAAAUAAUUUGCCAUCUUGUGUUUUUAUAAUGCCGGUAUUACUGUAGAAAGAUGUAAAAGAAAUAAAUUAGGAAAUAUUUUGUUUUGUACUGCCAUUCUUAUUGUAUUUUUAUACUUUUUGGCAGCAUUAAAUAUUUUUUUAAAUUGACAAUACACGGUUGUGUGCGCAUUAUGUUAGGCAGAAACUGUUAAGAGCCUGUUUUGUGGAAAAUGUUUUACCUUAAGGUUUCCUGCUAUACUGUCUUAACUGGAAAAUGGCAAAAAGAUUAGAAUGUGCUUUAUGCAAAUAUUUUAAUUGAUGCUGAGUAUUGUAGUUUGAGCUAGGAGGAACUCUUGCACAUUUCUUUUGUAAUACACCACUAAGAAUAUUAUUUUAUUAAUCUGACCAGUUGGUUUGUUAAUCCUUCUGAUGUUUGCUACGAAAUAUGCACAAGAGAGUCACUUUGUGAAAGGAAGGUGUUUUGUUGGUGAUGUUUUAAAGGAGGGGAACAGUGGGAAAGCUGACCUCUCACUGCCCAUGGUCAUACAUAAUUAACGGAUGCUGAGGGCCAGGUGCAAAGCGCACAACGUCAGUGGUGUCUCUAAUUAAAUGGGUUUUGGACUGUGCCAUUGCAGUGUGUUGUAUGUAUGGUAUUUUACUUCACUUCUCCCCUCUUGUCACCUUUCUCCUGCCAGUCUGCGCAGCAGGAUUGGAAGGGGGCAGGCUGGAAUGGUGCUUACGGGACUCAACAGGGUUUCCAGCCCUGCGCCUGCUGUAACAGCUGAUCUCAACUCUGUGCUUGCUGAUGUUCUUCAACAGUUUCAGAUAAACCUUAAUUCACCAAAAACCUAUCUUUAACAUGAUUGUCUAAACUACAACGUGGUGGGGUUUUAUAUGUAAUUUGUACUCUGCAUAUUUUUGUAUCAGGUUUUGUACAAAUUAUAGAGUUGCUGCAAGUAAAGCAUGGAAGAGGGGGGAUGUCUAGGCCACUUAAGGCAGAUUUUGCUGAAAUAAGCAGUAACCUGAAAUCCUAACUUGGUUUCGAGGCUCAUUCAUGAAGGCAACUGUACUCGGAGUUGUGUUUAACUUGAAGGUGAAGCUGAAUCAAGGCACUACUUAAUGACAUUACUUGAGCUAAGUAUUGUGCUUGGCACUAUCUUGAAAUAGUUUAAAUCACCAGAGUCUGGUUUGCCUAAGUAUUUUAAUUUCUUUAUAUGUUUAGUAUUGUUCCUAGCCUAUGCUGGAGGAGAAAAUGACAUCACAGCUUGCUUCAGCUUUCAUUUUUAAGUUGGUGCAGCUGUGAGACCAGGAGUGUUUAUAUGGGACAUCAUGGUCUGUCAAAACGACUGCAAUAAACCCUCUUGUUCCAGUACAGGAAUGGAGCCUGUCUAUGCCGAUUGAUAUGUCUUCAAUGCAGCAGUUCAUGCCUUUUAGCCAUGAUUUAGGGUUUCAUUAUGUUUGUCCUUUUGGAAUUGAGAAUAAGCAUAAGGUGUAUGACUACUGGAGAUGUGCACAUGCUUCACUUGUUUUAUUUGCUGCUAAUGAUCAAAUAUGUGACUAAUUUGUGUUAUCCGGUGGGGUGUAGAGAGCUAAAUGUACUUUGACCCUUGUUGCAGAGUGGACUCAUCAAAAUGCUGGUAGCUCUUGUUUUUAAAAUAGUUUUCAUCUUCUGAGCUGCUGGACUAACUUUGGCAGCGUACCGAUGAAUAGGCAAAGGGGAUUAAAGAUGGAGUAGUUUCACGCACUGAGCUUUGUCAGGUUUUAUUGAGGGCUGCCUUGUGACAGCAGAAGUCAGCUCACUGGCGCAGGGACUCCUGACAUAUGCACUUGUUUUGUUAUUUCUACACAAAGCCACAAUUCUUGACUGCUACUGGGAGUGUAUUUUAAAAGGUGAAGGAAAGGGAGAGGCUGAUUUCUGAAACAAAUGACAAUGGAGCAUGUAAUUGCAGCCUUGAAAGAAAUGGGGUUAGAAGAAUCAUAGACUUGCAGAUUUUUAAAUGAAAAAGCUAUAAUUUACUGGCUGCCAUAUUUUUUUUUUUCCAUCCUCAGGAGCAAUGUUGCAGAGGUACGUGCUUUGUGGUUUUGCUAGUCAUCUUAACAGGAGGAUGAAACUGUGACCUUGUUCUGCAGCAAGGUUUUGGUAUAUGAAGGGGCAGGCAGGCAAGGAGGGUGCAGCAGUCAGGCUGUGUUAGGGUAAGUGCUUAGGAGUUGUAGUUAAGCAUCAGAUAGCAGAUACCACAAUUCAGACCUGGAUUUUUUAAAUAAUGAGCAUUGCUCUGGGGAAUCUUAAAUUUUUUUUUCUGCCACAGGGCUAUUUUUCA
Athene cunicularia (burrowing owl) is the source of this 3720-nucleotide messenger RNA. RefSeq names its product protein tyrosine phosphatase, non-receptor type 2 (gene PTPN2). Lineage: Eukaryota; Metazoa; Chordata; Aves; Strigiformes; Strigidae. Gene Ontology annotation, biological process: protein dephosphorylation. The record is from RefSeq and is a predicted model, not a curated record. The transcript has 10 exons. Bases 1 to 1230 code for a protein of 409 amino acids. Gene Ontology annotation, molecular function: protein tyrosine phosphatase activity.